AUGAAUUCACCUCUGACGGAUUGUUCAGGGGGCGCAGUCCAACUAAGAUGUUACCGGGAUGUUUUUGCCGGCAGUUCCAGCGAGAUCGUGUGUGCUCAUGAAUAUGGGGAUGCAAAACAUAUUUGCGUUUACGUUGCAGGAUUUUGGCUAAGGAGAGUUAGCGCAACUCAUGGGAGCAUCGUAACAAAAGUGUAUGGAAGAACAAUUUUUCGGAUAAUCAAUAGAAAAGCUUCAACUGACAGAGAAAAACAUCCGACGACUAGUGGUGGUACGAGGGAAAGGAAGAAAAUCGUUUCUGAUAAAGAUACCAAAUAUGCUUUUCGCAGACACGUACAUUCCUUUUUUUCGAAACGAGAUGCAUACAAUACCAGAAAUUGCGGCUGA
Messenger RNA from Acanthoscelides obtectus, 384 nucleotides. The record is from the annotation of a GenBank genome assembly. NCBI's taxonomy places the organism in Eukaryota, Metazoa, Arthropoda, Insecta, Coleoptera, Chrysomelidae.